AUGGGUGUGGGAGUGCUAAUUAGAGACGAAAAGGGACGAGUAAUAGCCGCCCAAAGCAAAACUAUCCAUGCCAUCUAUGACCCAACAACUGCAGAGGCCCUGGGGGCGUUAAUGGCUGUGGAGCUCAGUAGAGACUUGGCGGUUUUUGAUAUUUUGUUAGAAGGAGACUCGUCGAAUGUGGUCCAAGCCUUAAAGGAGAAGCGUCCAAAUUGGAGCCAUUAUGGACAGAUAAUUGAGGAUGCUCACUUAUUACUCCAGAUGAUGGGAAGUUGGGACAUUGGCCAUGUGAAGAGAGAGGUAAAUGCAGCUGCACAUACCCUUGCAAAAGAGGCAUUCAGAUCACCCAUUGAGAAAGUAUGGAUUGAGGAGACACCUACCUGUAUUUCUCAUAUUGUUAAUUUAGCGCUUAUCGCUCUUUCUUUGUAG
Corylus avellana is the source of this 426-nucleotide messenger RNA. RefSeq lists its product as uncharacterized. Lineage: Eukaryota; Viridiplantae; Streptophyta; Magnoliopsida; Fagales; Betulaceae. Gene Ontology annotation, molecular function: nucleic acid binding; RNA-DNA hybrid ribonuclease activity. The record is from RefSeq and is a predicted model, not a curated record.